AUGGAAAUUACACUUACUCCAGAAUACGGAUACGUCCUUCUCGUCGCCCUUGCCUCGACAUUUAUCAACCAAUGGCACGGUAUUGUGGUCACCGGUGCUAGAAUGAAGGCCAAGGUUCCAUACCCAAAUGCGUAUGCCUUGCAAUCCGAAGCCCCCACCGGAUCCGAUAAAUACAUCUUCAAUUGCACACAACGUGCCCACCAGAAUUACCUUGAGAAUCUCCCGAACUUGUAUGUCCCAAUGUUCAUCUCCGGCCUCGUUUACCCCAAGUUCGCGGCCGGUGCGGGAGCAGCUUACCUCGUUGGCAGAAUCUUGUAUGCAAUUGGAUACAAGAACCCCAAGAAGGAGACCGGUAAGGGAAGAUACCUUGGUGCACCAGUAUUUUACCCAGCCCAGUUGGGACUGUGGGGUGCCGCCGGGUAUGUUUGUUACAGUUUAAUCUUCGGAGCUUAA
Orbilia oligospora ATCC 24927 is the source of this 453-nucleotide messenger RNA. RefSeq lists its product as uncharacterized. NCBI's taxonomy places the organism in Eukaryota, Fungi, Ascomycota, Orbiliomycetes, Orbiliales, Orbiliaceae. The record is from RefSeq and is a predicted model, not a curated record. Gene Ontology annotation, cellular component: endoplasmic reticulum; membrane; nuclear envelope. The transcript is spliced from 4 exons. Gene Ontology annotation, molecular function: glutathione transferase activity; glutathione peroxidase activity. Bases 1 to 453 code for a protein of 150 amino acids.